This is a messenger RNA of Sesamum indicum (sesame), 2168 nucleotides long. RefSeq names its product cytochrome P450 81Q32. NCBI's taxonomy places the organism in Eukaryota, Viridiplantae, Streptophyta, Magnoliopsida, Lamiales, Pedaliaceae. Gene Ontology annotation, molecular function: iron ion binding; heme binding; monooxygenase activity. The record is from RefSeq and is a predicted model, not a curated record.
GAGAGAGAGGUUUCGUGACAAGUUAGAAAUAAGAACCAUAAUCCAUAUACAGUUUCAUAAACUAAGCAUGGAAAUAAGCUGGUUAUAUGGGCUCCUUUGGCUUUUCGUUCUUGCUUUGGCGUUCAAUUUUUCAUCAAAAGGGAAAAGAAAACUUCCACCGAGUCCAGCCCCUGCACUUCCUCUCUUAGGCCACCUCCACCACCUUAAAUUACCUCUUCAUCUAACUUAUCACAAACUCUCUCAAAAAUUAGGCCCCAUCUUCUCGCUUCGUUUUGGCACCCGCCUCAUGGUGGUCGUCUCGUCUCCGGCCAUCGUGGAGGAGUGCUUCACCAAGAACGACAUUGUUUUAGCCAACCGGCCACAGUUCAUCCUAGCAAAAUACAUUGGCUACAACUAUACCACCCUGGUCGCUUCCCCGUAUGGCGAGUAUUGGCGCAACCUUCGCCGCCUAACCACAAUUGAAAUAUUCUCCACUGCUCGCCUCAACAAGUUUCAGUCCAUCAGACACGACGAAGUGAGACUUAUGUUGGAAAAUCUCUAUAAAAACUCGUACCAAGACUUUGCAAGAGUUGAACUCAGGUCUAGGUUUGCUGAGCUAACAUUCAAUAACAUCAUGAGAAUGGUGGCUGGGAAGCGGUAUUUUGGUGAGGCUGACGAAAAUGAGGAGGCGAAGCAGUUUAGAGAGCUUAUAGAUGAGGUUUUCAAGCUAGGAGGCGUAUCAAACCCUGCAGAUUUCUUCCCAGUGUUUAGAUGGAUUGACUACAAAGGCCUUGAGAAGACUUUGGCGAGGUUUGGAGCCAAAAUGGACGCUUUCUUGCAACGUUUAAUUGACCAACACAGAAGAGAUAAGGGUGGAAAUACAAUGAUAGAUCAUUUGCUUUCUUUGCAAGAGUCGGACCCUGCGUACUACACCGAUGUUAUCAUCAAAGGAAUUAUAAUGGUGAUGCUCCUUGCUGGAACAGAGACAUCAGCAUCAACCAUGGAAUGGGCAAUGGCUGCUCUGCUCAACCACCCGCCCAAGCUGGAUAAGGCCAGAGUUGAGAUAGAUAAUCUUGUUGGUAACAAUCGCCUCGUCAAUGAAUCAGACUUGUCCAAGCUUUCAUAUCUCCAAAAUAUUAUUUCGGAGACGUUCCGUUUAUUCCCAGCAGCACCAGUACUAGUACCACAUGAAGCAUCCGCUGAUUGCAAGCUUGGUGGAUACGACAUACCCCGAGGCACAAUCGUGCAAGUAAAUGCUUGGGCCAUACAUAGAGACCCCACAGUUUGGGAUGAUCCUACAAGCUUUAAUCCCGAGCGUUUUGAAGAAGUAGGAGAAGUUGGACCUACGAAGUUGUUGCCGUUUGGGAUGGGAAGGAGAUCUUGCCCGGGCAACGGCCUAGCCAAUCGGGUUGUGGGCUUGACCUUAGCAUCUCUAAUACAUUGUUUUGAGUGGCAAAGGACUGAUGAUGCCUUGGUAGAUUUGACAGAAGGAAAAGGAAUAUCCAGGCCUAAAAUACCACUUGAGGCUAGGUGCAAGGCACGCAAUGUGCUUCAGAAAGCUCUUACUCAACCAGCUUAAAAUCUUUUCUAAAAUAUUUGCACCUACUACGAUGUAUAUGAUGGAGGCAAAAAAAAUAAAAAUAAAAAAGGUCCAGGGCCACCAUAAUAACUCUGGCCAAUGAAUCAUAACCAUGUAAUAGAGGGUAAGUAAAUAAUAAAAUAAUACUCUACUCAAAAUAAUAUAUUUCUACUAGUAUAAACCCCCCAUUUUCUCAUUUAGAGAAAAAGUGAACAACUGAUGUUGCACUCGAAGUGCGUUGAGUCACAUCCUAUAAGUACAAUUCAGUUUUAUCUCACUUUUUGCAAUAUCCUUGUCCAUUUUGAGUCUUGCAUGUUUUUCUAAAUAAUCAUUGGUUGUAUCUUGGAGGAAUGAAACAAUUAGUUGAGCAUCACUAGGACUGGUGUACGUUGUCAACCACAAGUCUCCUAGACUCCUACCAGAGUUUUUUCAUAUAUUUUUACUAUAGGAUUUCUUUAAUAUUGCUCACACUUAUACAACCACUCAUUCAAUACAAUAGAAGUGAGGAAAACAACCUUUGAGGGGUGUUUACGAGAAUUUUAAAAAAGUAUUUUUUUAAUUUUUUCUAAAAAUAUGUGAGCUUUUGUUUUUAUGUAAUUGAUACUUUUAA